Molecule: messenger RNA, 1194 nt
Organism: Paraphaeosphaeria sporulosa
Lineage: Eukaryota; Fungi; Ascomycota; Dothideomycetes; Pleosporales; Didymosphaeriaceae
Exons: 2
Coding region: 1-1194 (397 amino acids)
Source: RefSeq, a predicted model, not a curated record
AUGGACGACCUCAAUUUCUUGGAGCAAGCUGCUGCUGCCGACGCUUCGGCGACGUCAACUCUCAUGGUGCUGUUGCCUGACGGCUCCGUCGUCCAGAUCCACAACAUCAGCAGGUUCGCACUUCUCGACAAAUGUCCGCUCUUGUACCACGCCUUCGAGUUCCGUGAGUUCAGUGAGGUCGAACAAGCUAGCAUAGAGGCUACGUCGCGAUCCGCCGUUGUAUCGCUACUCAGGUUCCUGUACACCGGUACCUACGUUUCUGACCCAGAAGAAUGCUUAGGCUCUCUUCUCCCCCAUGCCGAAGCUUUCAAGGUCGCCGAGGACUUUGACGUCCCCGAGUUCCAAGUGCAGGCCUAUGUCAACUUCACACGAGAGACCGAAUUCGCCUGUUGCAACGCAACGCCCCCUUCGGAUCUAUGCGAAACCAUCAGGUUCAUCUACGAACACUUUGGGGGGCGAAAUUCCAACUCGGAUGAACAUAGAUCUCUUCUGGACACGAUCCUUAAUUACUGUGUCUCCGUCUUCAAAUACCAAUUGCUUGGUGACCGGGUGGAUUUCCGCCAGACCGCCUUCGAAAACUUUACCUUCCACCAAGACCUUUGUAGAACCAGCAUGCGUCGAAACUUCGAGGAUGACGGAGCGAACGAGAUCGUGCAACUACCCGUGUGUCGCCCAACGCCACACUCGCAGGCUACCCUGCUCAAGCGCGCUAUCGGUGAUUUCCAAUACGAGAUAUUCCAGGAUGAUGAGGGACCUGCUUUGGAAGGCAACGACACCGAGGGUAGCAGUCACACGAAGAAGCAAGAGCCGUCGCACGGAGGCUUCACUCUUGUUCACAGACCCAGGACACUUGGUGGAGGAGCGACCUGUUCAGCAAGCGAUAGUGACUCCGAGAGCUCGAGCGACGAAUUCGGAUUCUCGCUCGUCCACCGCCCAAAGCCUGAGUCACAAACCGAGCCGGUCCUGACCCAUUCCCCGACAGCGACCGAUCCGUUUGCAAAGCCCUUCACAGACCUUGUUCCGUCGAACCCAUUCCACGACCCUGGCCCCUGGGAAGUUAUCAAGCCAGACGUCACCGUCAAGCUAGAGUCUGCUAUCAAAUCAGAGCCUACCAUCAAGUCAGAUUCCAACGUCAAGCAGGAGACUGCCGGUUCGACUUCUGACGACGAAUGGGAUUUUGUCAAUUGGUCUUGA